CCCUUCCCUCCUCCUAAGGUCCCAACUCUCUCCCUACAAAAUGAUCUUUUUCCUCUCCUACCUCUCUCCACCACCACCGCCAUAUAUCAACCGAUCUGAAAUAGUAUCGAAUACUAUCAACUGAUAUAUCAGUGAACAACAAUACAUACGAUACUUGAGUCACUAGCAGUCUUUUUUUUCUACCUUUAUUAUCAACAUGUCAUCUUUUUCAAUUAGGCUUAUGUCCCCUUCAUUGCCAAAUUCAAACCGAUUCAAAACAAAACUAUCCGCUGCUCCACCACCUAACACGGUAGUUGUGAAGCCAACUCCGGUGGCAGGGGAGGGGGAGGUGGAUGCGGGGAGGCUGGAGCCGAGAGUGGAGGAGAGAGAAGGGUAUUGGGUACUAAAAGAGAAGUUCAGAGGAGGUAUAAAUCCUCAAGAAAAGGUUAAGAUUGAGAAAGAGCCCAUGAAGUUGUUCAUGGAAGAUGGUAUUGAAGAACUUGCUAAGAUUUCACUUGAAGAGAUUGAGAAAUCAAAGAUCACAAAGGACGAUAUUGAUGUUAGGCUCAAAUGGCUUGGCUUGUUCCAUAGGAGGAAGCAUCAGUAUGGUAGAUUCAUGAUGAGACUGAAGCUUCCAAAUGGCGUAACAACAAGUGCACAGACUCGAUUCCUAGCCAGUGUUAUACGACAGUACGGAAAGGAAGGGUGCGCGGACGUGACAACGAGGCAGAACUGGCAAAUACGUGGCGUGGUACUGCCCGAUGUGCCAGAAAUAAUGAAAGGCCUUACAGAAGUUGGUUUGACAAGCUUGCAGAGUGGAAUGGACAAUGUUAGGAAUCCUGUUGGAAAUCCUCUUGCAGGGAUUGACCCGUUUGAGAUUGUCGAUACAAGGCCUUACACGAACCUGUUGUCUCAGUUCAUCACCGCUAAUUCCCAAGGCAACCCGGUUUUAACUAACUUGCCAAGGAAGUGGAAUGUGUGUGUUGUGGGUUCUCAUGAUCUGUUCGAGCAUCCCCACAUCAAUGAUCUAGCUUACAUGCCUGCAACGAAGGAUGGACGGUUCGGAUUCAAUCUGCUAGUGGGUGGAUUUUUUAGCCCUAAGCGAUGUGCAGAGGCAGUGCCUCUUGAUGCCUGGGUUCCAGCAGAUGAUGUGAUCCCAGUUUGCAAAGCAGUGCUGGAAGCCUACAGAGAUCUUGGCACCAGAGGACACAGGCAGAAGACAAGAAUGAUGUGGUUAAUUGAUGAACUUGGGAUUGAAGGAUUCAGAGCAGAGGUAGUGAAGAGAAUGCCUCAACAAGACCUAGAGAGAUCAUCUUCUGAAGAUUUGGUUCACAACCAAUGGGAGAGAAGAGACUAUCUUGGUGUCCAUCCACAGAAACAACAAGACCACAGCUUUGUAGGCCUUCACAUUCCGGUAGGGCGCGUUCAAGCAGACGAUAUGGACGAUCUAGCCCGCUUAGCCGAGGAGUACGGCUCAGGUGAACUCCGGCUCACCGUUGAGCAAAACAUCAUAAUCCCCAAUAUUCACAACUCAAACCUCGAAGCCUUUCUCAAUGAGCCUCUUUUAAAGGACAAGUUUUCGCCCGAGCCACCCCUGCUAAUGAAGGGAUUGGUAGCCUGCACGGGAAAUCAAUUUUGUGGGCAGGCGAUAAUUGAGACGAAGGCUCGGGCAAUGAAGGUGACAGCGGAGGUGGAGAGGCGGGUAUCGGUCGUGGGACCGGUGCGGAUGCAUUGGACAGGCUGCCCAAAUAGUUGUGGACAGGUUCAAGUGGCUGAUAUUGGGUUCAUGGGGUGUAUGACUAGGGACACAAAUGGGAAGGUUGUUGAAGGAGUAGAUGUUUAUUUAGGAGGGAGGAUUGGGAGUGACUCCCAUUUGGGAGAGGUUUACAAGAAGGGUGUCCCUUGUGAGGACUUGGUACCUUUGGUUGUGGACAUUUUGGUUAAUCACUUUGGAGGUGUCCUCAAGGAGAGGGAAGAUUAGAUCAAAAUUUUCCUUUUUUUUGAAUCUACAUUACAUAUAUAGAAUUGAACCACACUAACAAAAAUGCUAUAGACCCAAAAAAACAAAAAAUUCAUUGGAACUUGCUAGAUGUUCUACUUGCAUAGAAUUUUUUUUGAUUAACUUGUAUAAAAGAGAAAUAUGUGAGCUCCACCUCCUUGCCUCUCUUCUGUGUAAGUUUCUGUGAAAAAAUUCUCUGUAAAUAGACUUUUUGAAAACCUACAUUAUUGUGAGUCCGACAUGCAACUUUGUGAGUGUUCUGUAAAUUUAUGUAAAAUUUUCUGCGCGUCUAGGACUAGUAUUAAGAAUAUAUAUGCCAAUAUGAUGGGACUCACCAAUGGUGUUUUCAUUUGGGGGUCACAUUAUUUUCACCAGAAAUAAACUCCUAUUGUACUGAUAUGUACAUUUCUUCA
Molecule: messenger RNA, 2391 nt
Organism: Camellia sinensis
Lineage: Eukaryota; Viridiplantae; Streptophyta; Magnoliopsida; Ericales; Theaceae
Gene: NIR1
Product: nitrite reductase 1
Molecular function (GO): heme binding; oxidoreductase activity; iron-sulfur cluster binding
Source: RefSeq, a predicted model, not a curated record